Molecule: messenger RNA, 1931 nt
Organism: Oldenlandia corymbosa var. corymbosa
Lineage: Eukaryota; Viridiplantae; Streptophyta; Magnoliopsida; Gentianales; Rubiaceae
Source: the annotation of a GenBank genome assembly
GAACGACCUGAUUUGUUUCUCCACCAAGAGAAAGGAAGAAAAACAGGAAGAAGAUCAAAACGACGCCUCCCUUUCCUUCAGUCAACAGUCAGUACACUCCUAAAACUCCUCCUUAAUCGAUCCUUUUCCAUCUUUUGCUUAAUAAUGGCCUCAACAUCGGCGGCGGCGGGCGGCGGCGAAGGUGGAUUAGCGGUUGCUGAGAGGAGAGGAGUACCGGCGGCCUCCUUCGUUGAAGAUGUCCAAACUUAUUUGUCGGAAUCGGGCCUUGAUGCCAACUCAGCUCUCGCUUUCCUUCAAGAAAGACUUCAGCAAUACAGAGUAGUUGAAAUGAAACUUCUAGCUCAGCAGAGGGAUAUUCAGGCAAAGAUUCCAGAUAUUGAGAAGUGCUUGGAUAUAGUUGCCACCCUGCAAGCUAAGAAGGGUACUGGUGAGGCUCUACUUGCCGAUUUUGAAGUUUCAGAAGGCAUUUAUUCCCGUGCGCGAAUUGAAGAUACUGAUUCUGUUUGCUUGUGGCUUGGGGCAAAUGUGAUGCUUGAGUAUUCGUGUGAAGAGGCUACUUCUCUUCUUAAGAAGAAUUUGGAGAAUGCUAGAUCAAGUUUAGAAGUUCUUGUCGGUGAUCUACAAUUUUUGAGGGACCAAGUGACCAUCACCCAGGUUACUAUUGCCCGUGUAUAUAACUGGGAUGUACAUCAAAGACGACUGCGCCAAGCUGUUGCCACCAAAGAUUCAUAAGGGAAGAAAAGUUGUACCUUUCUCCAAUAUUGCAGAUGGAGGCUUGUGUUUUUAGUCUGAAAUUUCUGAAUUUAGAGGAUUGGAUUUCGUCAUUUAGAGAUUAGCUAUCAUAGGUUCCCUUCUUUGAGAUUAUUACUAGUGGAGGUUCUGAUCCAUAAUUAUGAAUUUUCUUUCUAUCUGUGGUGUUAUAAGAUAUACUAUCCUAUGUCAACACCAGUUUUGACGCUUUGUUCAAACUGUGAGUUUAGGUUGUAAGGAGUUUUAAUAGUACAGUUGCAUGGUGAUGCUUGAUGUUUGGAUGUUUGAACCACUCGAUAGCUUGGAUAAACCUCAGAAUUUCUCCCAUUAAAUCAAGUUAGCGAGUUGAUGUGAAGCGUUCCCUAAAUGCAAUGACGGGAGGAGAAAGAAUAGACUUUGAGACCAGACCUCCACUGGCAAUUAUGGCAGGAUCAGUCACCCGGGCAAACAACCCUCCCUUCCUUCAAUUGCUCUUAUUGGAUUCUCGUAUUACUAAAAAAAAAACUCAACUGCCAUGAGGACAUUAUCAACUUCUGAGCUUAGCAUUGAGUUGAAAAUAGCCUUUCCUCUUUACAAGUGAAAUUUAGAAAGUGACGAUGCCUGACUGCAAGUGAUUGUACCAGUAUCACUUCUUACACCAUUGAAAUGUUCCUGCCUAGAUACACAUCAAGACAUGUAGUCAAAAACUCAAGGUUCUUACUUCUUACAGAGGUUUCAUAUUCGAGAGCCUGGCGAAACAAAAUGCUACUUCUUCUAAGGGGCACGGAUUUGAACCCUGCAAAAAAUUUGGGGACAUGAAGAAUAGUUUGCUAAUUAUUCUUUUUUUUUUUUUUUUUUUCAUAUUUGUAGGGUGUCCACCGUCGACAACAGUGACUAAUUCCCUUCGUUGAAUUGUAAGUAUCUCGAUGGAAGGGACAGCUGGUCAAAAUAUUUAAGAUUACUCCAUGCCUGUAACGAGAUUUGUACCCUUGACCUAUUGUUAAGGGUGGAGGAGUUCUUUCCACUCCACUACAACCACUUUGGUUAUAGUCUGCUAAUUCUGUAUGUAGGUGAUGUUGAAAUAGUUGUGUUAUGGGCCUUUGCUAUUACCUCUCUGAAAUGGCUCAUUCUGUAUCAAACAAGUCCAUGUAUGAAAUAUGAACAAAGAAUUCUUUUGAGGUAAAAGUUUAUAGAUCUAUGUU